GCAUAAACCGGUUUGACAACCUUGAUCUGCUCUCAACUUUGCUCUGCCGCCCUCACACCACCACCGUUAGUCUUCACGGCCACCACCUCCGUCGAUUCGUCUACCAAAGCACCACCAUAAAAGAGGAAGGAGAGGGUGUCGAUGUCACCGUGCAGACCUGGGUUCAGCGCGAUUUUGUUUCCCUCGAUGGAGAUCUGGGUUUCUUCAAGAAAGCCCACUGCGGAGGUUUCACUCACUGAUUUAGGCGCUAUCGCCAAGAAGGAAGGAGAAGCCGAGCCGUCGCCAUCGAGAAGGUCACACUGCGAUUGUCGUCGUCGCACCCAGAAGGAGGAAGAAGGUCUCGUCGAGGAAGAUCGAGCGGAAGAUGAAGGGAAAAAGGAGGAAGGCGAAGGCUGGGGUAUUUUUUGUUCUUGAACUGCAUCUGUUUGUGGAGGAGAUGGAAGAUGAAGGGACAUGAAGGGGAAGAGAAGCCUCGGGGACAGGGAGGGGAAGAGAAGGCCCUCCCGAGGGGAUUUCUUUGUUAGAUUAGGGUUUUUUUGUUUUCUUUUCUUGUUUUAAAAUUUAAUAAUUAAUUAUAUUGAAAUUAAUAAAUAAAACUAAAAGUAUAGUCAAACAGGGGCAUUUUGCCACAUCAUCGAUAUUUGUCCA
Messenger RNA from Linum tenue, 648 nucleotides. The record is from the annotation of a GenBank genome assembly. NCBI's taxonomy places the organism in Eukaryota, Viridiplantae, Streptophyta, Magnoliopsida, Malpighiales, Linaceae.